Molecule: messenger RNA, 4081 nt
Organism: Gadus macrocephalus (Pacific cod)
Lineage: Eukaryota; Metazoa; Chordata; Actinopteri; Gadiformes; Gadidae
Product: major histocompatibility complex class I-related gene protein-like
Exons: 2
Coding region: 1367-2518 (383 amino acids)
Biological process (GO): immune response; chromatin remodeling
Cellular component (GO): nucleus; external side of plasma membrane
Molecular function (GO): catalytic activity
Source: RefSeq, a predicted model, not a curated record
AGGAGAAACAUAGUUGCAUGCCAACCAGGUUUCUGUUUGUAGCCGGUGAUACUAGCCAGUAUCAGUACCCCACAAUCAGGAACUGACAUCACUUAUUCCGACAAUGUUGGCUCAACCGAUACGUGUGAGUCUAGCUUUUCUCAUAUGAAUGCCAUCAGAACAAGGGCACUUUGCUCCAUGACCUAUGAGAAGCUGCAUGAGUGUCUCAGGAUGAGCCAAACUAGGCAAACAAGGCAGUGCAAUCUUUCUCACUGACUCAAAAUGUCUCAUGUACAGUUUUGUGAUGAUUCAAACAACAUUGUUUAAUUCUAAAUACGUGUACAAAAUAUGUGAGAACAAAAUCUUUUAUAAUGAUACGGUUAAAAGUGAAGAAUGAAGGAAUGCGUCUGACAAGUUUAUUCCAUGUAGUAGUACUAUAUAUAUUAAGUUAACACUACUUUAAGUACGAUUUAUUUGUAGCGAUUCAUUCACGUAGUUUUACUCUGUGUGGCCCAUGAACCCCCAGUGAUUUUCCUUUUCGGCCCACUUGAUAAGGAGGUUGAAUAGCCCUGGUCUAGGCAUUAGGCAGGCAUAUCAUGCAGGCAGGUGCCGUUCACGUGCAGCGCUGCAGCUACGUAAACAGAGUUUGCCCUCCCCCUACUGACCUUCACUCUCGGUGCCCGAAUGGAAGUGAAUGAGGCUAUUUUUACCUUAUGAAAUGUUUCGAAUGGUAGUUUUUUUUUAGCUAGGCAUACAUGAAAUUCUACGAUUUAAAAUUUUAUUUGUUCCUCGGAAGGGCAACAUGAGUCGAGGAGGGCAUAUGGGCUGUUGCAACCUGAGCAAUCCCCCUGUGCACGUCCCUGCGCACGCGUGUGUGUGUGUGUGUGUGUGUGUGUGUGUGUGUGUGUGUGUGUGUGUGUGUGUGUGUGUGUGUGUGUGUGUGUGUGUGUGUGUGUGUGUGUGUGUGUGUGUGUGUGUGUGUGUGUGUGUGUGUGUGUAAGAGUUAGUUUCACUUUGAAGUUCUCCUCUUGUCCGCAUGUUUCCUGGUCAGUGCGUCUGAUGCUGGACUCUGAGUCACGUCUCUGUGGAUAAUCUCCUCGAGCUGUUCUUCUGAAUACAUCGAUAUGAAGGCGCUAACGGGGCUGCUGCUGUUGGUCUUUGGUCACGGUGUGUCCUCAGAGGAGAUGUGACCCGGCCCGGAGGAAGCCCGGGGCCCCCGUCUGGAGCCAGGCCCAGACGGAGGGCUCGAUGGCGAGCGCCUGGUGGCCGGGUUUGCCACGGAGCUCGGUCGGGCACAGCCCGAACAAACUACGUGGCGCCCCCCCUCUCUUCAUCCCAUGGGCCCACCACCUGUGGGAAGACCCGUUGGGGUCGGGUGCGCAGCCACAUGGGUGGCAGCGAAGGUCAGGGGUCUCGACGGACCAGACCCGGGCGGCAGAAGCUGGCUCUGGGGACGUGGAACGUCACCUCGCUGUGGGGAAAGGAACCGGAGCUUGUGAGGGAGGUGGAGCGCUAUCAGUUAGAUCUGGUGGGGCUUACCUCCACGCACAGUCUCAGCUCUGGUACCGUACUCCUGGAUAAGGGUUGGACUCUAUUCUUCUCCGGAGUUGCCGAGGGUGUGAGGCGCCGGGCGGGUGUGGGGAUACUCAUAAAUCCCCGGCUGAGCGCCGCGGUGUUGGAGUUUACCCCGGUAGACGAGAGGGUCGCCUCCCUGCGCCUAAGGGUUGUCGGGGGGAAAACUCAGACUGUUGUUUGUGCGUAUGCACCAAACAGCAGCUCAGAGUACUCGGCCUUCUUGGAGACCCUGAAUGGAGUCCUGUAUGGGGCUCCAGUAGGGGACUCCGUAGUUCUGCUGGGAGACUUCAACGCCCACGUGGGCAACGAUGGAGACACCUGGAGAGGCGUGGUGGGGAGGAACGGCCUCCCUGAUCUAAACCCGAGCGGUCGUUUGUUAUUGGACUUCUGUGCUAGUCAUGGAUUAUCCAUAACAAACACCAUGUUCGAACAUAAGGGUGCUCAUAAGUGUACCUGGUACCAGAGUACCCUAGGCCGAAGAUCGAUGAUCGAUUUCGUGAUCGUGUCAUCUGAUCUGAGGCCGCAUGUUUUGGACACUCGGGUAAAGAGAGGGGCGGAACUGUCAACCGACCACCAUCUGGUUGUGAGUUGGAUCAGGGAAUGGGGGAAAUUUCCGGAUAGACCUGGUAAACCCAAACGAGUAGUGCGGGUGAACUGGGAACGUCUGGAGGAGGCCCCCGUCCUAGGUAUCUUCAACUCACACCUCCGGCGGAGCUUUUCUGGCAUUCCUGUGGAGGUUGGGGGCAUUGAGCCGGAGUGGGCGGUGUUCAAAGCCUCCAUUGCUGAAGCUGCGGUGGCUAGCUGUGGCCUCAGGGUCUUAGGCUCCUCAAGGGGCGGUAACCCUCGGACACCGUGGUGGACACCGGUGGUCAGGGAAGCCGUCCGACUGAAGAAGGAGGCCUUCCGGGAUAUGCUAUCCUGGAGGACUCCUGACUCGGUUGCAGGGUGCCGUGUCGGAGGCUAAGCAGCGGGUGUGGGAGAAGUUCGGAGAGGCCAUGGAGAAGGACUUUCGGUCGGCACCAAAGUGUUUCUGGAAGACUAUCCGGCACCUCAGGAGGGGGAAACGGGGAACCAUCCAAGCUGUGUACAGUAAGGAUGGGACUCUGUUGACCUCAACUGAGGAGGUCGUCGGACGUUGGAAGGAACACUUUGAGGAACUCCUGAAUCCGAAUAACACGCCCUCUAUGUUGGAGGCAGAGCUCGAGGUUGAUGGUGUUUCGUCGUCAAUUUCCCUGGUGGAGGUCACUGAGGUAGUCAAACAUCUCCGCAGUGGCAAAGCCCCAGGGAUUGAUGAGAUCCAGCCAGAAAUGCUAAAGGCUCUGGGUGUUGAGGGGCUGUCAUGGUUGACACGCCUAUUCAACAUCGCGUGGGAGUCGGGUACAGUGCCAAAGGAGUGGCAAACCGGGGUGGUGGUUCCCCUGUUCAAAGGGGGGGACCAGAGAGUGUGUGCCAAUUACCGGGGUAUCACACUUCUCAGCCUCCCUGGUAAAGUCUACUCCAAGGUGCUGGAAAGGAGGGUUCGGCCGAUCGUCGAACCUCAGAUUGAAGAGGAACAAUGCGGUUUUCGCCCCGGACGUGGAACUACAGACCAGCUCUUCACUCUUGCAAGGAUCCUGGAGGGGGCCUGGGAGUAUGCCCAUCCGGUCUACAUGUGUUUUGUGGAUCUGGAGAAGGCGUAUGACCGGGUCCCCCGGGAGAAACUGUGGGAGGUGCUGCGGGAGUAUGGGGUAAGGGGGUCUAUCCUCAGGGCCAUCCAAUCUUUGUACUCCCAAAGCGAGAGCUGUGUUCGUGUUCUCGGCAGCCAGUCAGUUUCGUUCUCAGUGGGUGCUGGUCUCCACCAGGGCUGCGCCUUGUCACCAAUCCUGUUUGUGAUAUACAUGGACAGGAUAUCGAGGCGUAGUCGUGGUGGGGAGGGGUUGCAGUUCGGUGGUCUGAGGAUCUCGUCACUGCUUUUUGCAGAUGAUGUGGUCCUCAUUGGAUCAUCGGCCUGUGACCUUCAGCACUCACUGGAUCGGCUGGCGGCCGAGUGUGAAGCGGCUGGGAUGAGGAUCAGCACCGCUAAAUCUGAGGCCAUGACUCUUAGCAGGAAACCGGUGGAUUGCUUACUCCGGGUAGGAAAUGAGUCCUUAGCCCAAGUGAAGGAGUUCAAGUACCUCGGGGUCUUGUUCGCGAGUGAGGGUACUAUGGAGCGUGAGAUUGGCCGGAGAAUCGGAGCAGCGGGGGCGGUAUUGCGUUCGCUUUACCGCACCGUUGUAACGAAAAGAGAGCUGAGCCGCAAGGCAAAGCUCUCGAUCUACCGGUCGAUCUUCGUUCCUAUCCUCACCUAUGGUCAUGAGGGCUGGGUGAUGACCGAAAGGACGAGAUCGCGGGUACAAGCGGCCGAGAUGAGUUUUCUCAGAAGGGUGGCUGGCGUCUCCCUUAGGGAUAGGGUGAGAAGCUCAGCCAUCCGUGAGGAACUCGGAUUAGAGCCGCUGCUCCUUUACUUAGAAAGGAGUCAGCUGAGGUGGUUCGGGCAUCUGAUAAGGAU